Molecule: messenger RNA, 396 nt
Organism: Penicillium daleae
Lineage: Eukaryota; Fungi; Ascomycota; Eurotiomycetes; Eurotiales; Aspergillaceae
Gene: pfy1
Product: profilin
Exons: 5
Coding region: 1-396 (131 amino acids)
Cellular component (GO): cell cortex
Molecular function (GO): actin monomer binding
Source: RefSeq, a predicted model, not a curated record
AUGGGUGCUCACUCCGCAACUUGGCAAGCCUACGUCGACUCCAGCCUGAUGGGCUCGGGUCAGUUCGACAAGGCCGGUGUUCUCGCCGCUGACUUUUCCGGUCUGGAGGCUGCUUCUCCCGGGUUCACUCUCUCCCAGGAGGAUAUCAACUCCCUGGCCUCGGCCUUUACCUCCAGCGACAACGCUUUUGCCAACGGUUUCUCUAUCGGCGGUGAGAAGUUUGUCUGCAUCAAGGCUGACGAGCGCAGUCUGUACGGCAAGAAGGGCAAGGAGGGCGCCAUCGUCGUCCGCGCUUCCGCUUGCACUAUGAUCGCUCACCACGGCGAGGGUGCCCAGACUACCAACGCCGCCAGCGUGGUCGAGAAAUUGAUCGACUACAUCAACAACCCCAACUAA